CAUUCACUCUAUAAUGGGAAGUGAAGAUCAAGUAUUAAACUUAAUGAGACUUCUAGAUGAUGGUAUACAACAGGCAGAAAAUAUAGAGAGUAAACUUGAUUCUUAUGAUAGAAUAUUACAGUCAGUGAAGGACCAGAUGGAAGUAAUGAAAGACAAGGAUACUCUACUAUCUGUAAGGAAUGAUAACCAUCAGAAAAUGUUGGAGGAAAUUGAAAGCCUUGUUAACCAGUUAGAUUUAGACGACAAGUAUGUAAAAUCGCUGAUAGAAGGUGAUCUAUCCACGCCCAACGGUAUACUAGACUGUACCGCGGCAGCACAACAACUACAGAGAUGCCGACAUGCCAGUAUACAUGAUGCUCUCCUUAAAUUGGCAGCUGUAGAAGAACAGAUGAAAAAGUUUAAUAAGUUGAAACAAGAUUUCUCUAGGAGGCUUAUCCAUCAUCUAAAUAAUUUGUUCAUUCACCAGGGGAACGAGUUAGGUGAGACAUUGAGUAGACAUUCAUCAGAGCUGAAGUUACCCCAACAUCAUUCUAGUCAUCGAGAUCUUACCCCAUACACUGAACUUAUGGCAUGGCUUAAACAAGCAGAUCAUAACAGCUUUAAAGAAUUAGCCAAGGUAUAUGCUACAAAUUUGUCAAAGCUAUACAGUAAGGAAAUACAAGAGUUUCUAGAAUGUGCCAGACAAACUAUAAUGGGUAAAGGAGAUAAAGCUAAACUGAAUGUGAGUGGAGCUAAAUUAUCGGGAUCAUCUGCUAGUAUAGGAUCACCAUUGGACAGUAAGAAACGAGCGGGCUCUGUACACAGUGUAGACUCCAUGUCAGUAAUACAGGGAUCAGAUGCUGACAUGACCAUGAGAUAUUUGUUUGACCAGGUGUUUGACAAGGUAUUGAGUGAGUUUGAACCUGUAUGUUUAGCAGAGCAGGAUUUCUGUUGUAAAUUCUUCCAUCUACUGUCAGAUGUUCAACCUUCAGCUUUACAGGAAGUGGUUGAUGAAGCAGAAGAUACAGGAGAUAUCUGGAUGAAACAGAAACCCAAAAUUACAAUACAAUUGGUAGAUGAUGACUCGUAUCCCAGGGAAUAUAUUGUGGAGAACUUGGGUGAGGGUUUAACAUCGAGGAUACCAACAUCACAACUGAGACAGAUCAAUGAAGAGCUAAGGACAAUGAUGCUUGCGCUGUUCCCUUCACUAGAGGAGGAUCUUGGCAACUUUAUAACAUUUGCUGAUAAGAUGGACGGCUUUAACUCGAUGUACAUGUUGGUACGGAUGAGUCAGCAUGUAACUAACACACAAGAUGCUGGUUCUUUCCUCAGUGUAACAUUUGCUAGUUCUCUUGUCAAAGUUAAACGCAACUUUGAUAAAUUUGUACUAUUACAGAUAAAAGCUAUAGAAGAGAACAAAGUUUCAAAGAAAGCUAAAUGUGGAGUGAUCAGCUUUGUGAACAACUUUGAGGAUUUUGCGAACCAGGCAGAGAGUAUAUUCCGAGGUUCCGAGAGACAUGCUGACCUAGAUAAAGCCUAUCAGAGGCUGGUGAAAGCAAUCUUUGAUAAUAUCUGUAGAAUAUCUGGGGACCAUCCGAAAACUCCUAGAGAGGUUAUAAUGAUGGAAAACUUCCAUCAUAUGAAUUCAAUACUGUCGGGGUUGAAGAUUCCAUGUUUGGAAGCAGAUAGAAAAGAAGCGAAACAACAGUACCAGGAAAAUCUGAAUGCUUAUACAAAAGACAGGCUGGGCAGACCACUGGAAAAAUUACAUACAUUUGUUGAGGGAAUAAAAGCCAAGAUGAACCAAGGAGUAAAAGCAGAAGAGAUUGGAUUUCAGUUAGCUUUUAGUAAACAAGAGUUGAGAAAAGUCAUUAAAGAGUACACAGGCAAAGAGGUGAAGAAAUCAUUAGAUCAUUUGUAUAAGAAGGUGGAGAAACAUUUAAGUGAAGAUGAAAAUCUUUAUCAGGUUGUAUGGGUUGCUAUGCAGAAUGAGUUUAUCAAGCAGUACAACACAUAUGUAGAACUGAUCAACAAAUGUUACCCAGACUCUAAUAUAACACUAGAGUUCAGUAUAGAUGAUGUGUUACAGUUCUUCUCCAACAUUGGCCAGUCACAUUAGUCAUGAUGGUGGUCAUACUGUUACUCUAAAAAUACUCGUAAAAUAUUUAGAGGAAAUCUACUGUGUAAAUUAUGAAAAAGAAUCUUUUUUAUAACAUUUAUAUCACAAGCUUACACUUCACCUGCAGAAUUUGUUUAGGUAUGUUCAUGGCAGUGUUUACGGUCGUUGACUUCAAACCACUUGCCCCUCACUGCUGUGUGAAUUCAAACAGGGACUUUGGAUUCUUUCAUGUGAGGAAGCUAUCCAGCUAGCUUAUGGAACAUCGUUGGUUUUUCUAAGGUGCCCAUUCAUGACUGAAAUAAUAUAAGGAAGGGCACCCGAGUUCUUCCUCAACUAGUAAAGCUGGAAAGUCGCCACAUGACCUAUACUGUUUUAGUUCACACAAAAAGGGAAAUUUGUGAAAUGGAGUUUUAAAGGGUCUUUUUAAUUUUUAAGGGAUUUCAAACCAAAUUACACAAAUUGAGUUUGCAGCAUUAUAGAGCCUUAUUAGACUGCUCAAAUGUACAGCCUGGUCUGGUUAUAUGCUGGUGGCAUAGAUUAGUCACUGACAAUAGAUAUAUAAUUUGUUACAAUACUGCAUGUUUGUAAGAUCACUUUUUAGGAGAUAGUCGUGAUGUUUAUAUACAUGCUGCUGUAAAUCACCUUUUUUCUCUAGAAAAGGAAGUUUGCAGUAUCAUGAAUUGUUUUAUAAAAUUAAUAUUCCUGACGGGUUAUAUGGUCUUAUAUAUUUACAAGCAACCAUUUAUAUAAGGCCAUAAUUAUAACCUCAGAGGCUAAAAUUGUCUUUUUUCAUCAUAGUUAUACAAUGCAUUAAGCACAGAUCUGUGUUAGAAUUGCUUCUGUAACUAAGUAUUUAUCAGUGCCAUUAUUAUAAUUAGUUAUUUUUUGUAAUGGCAAAUCUUUAUAAUUUAUGUCAGUUUGCGCCUUCUUUGGAAUUUACAAUAUUUUAUUUAGUGUGAUGUGUUUCUAGCUAGGAAAAGUCAUUUCUGAAUAACAAUUCAAUAGCCAUGAAUGAAUAAACCAUUAAAUAGCUUCCAGCAAUUAGCAUUGGUACUGUUUUAUGAAUUAUAUGAUGAAAUUAAAUGUAUGGUUCACUUAAAGAACAUCAUUUUACAAAAAACAUUUAUUAUUUUGAUUAAGAGAUAGUCAAGUAAUUAUUAUAUUUCAGCCUAAAUGAUUUAUUCAUAAAUAUACAGGUUUUUUGUUGUUUUUUUCCCACACAGAAUAUAAUGUAGAAAGGCUGUAUUCAAUGCAGUUUCUUAAAAUUAUUCUAAUUCAGAGUUAACAAAAACAAUUAUGCUAACUAUUACAACAAGAGACAUUUUAUUCCUUGCUGUAGUCUUAGCAGGGAUCUGUUUAAGAUAUUGAAGUAUAUACUGUGUUUAUAAGAUGCUUAAAUGUGCAAUAUUUGAAUUAUUAUUAUUAUUAUGAUGAUAAUAUAUGAAUAAAAUAUAUUAACAUUUA
Molecule: messenger RNA, 3562 nt
Organism: Ruditapes philippinarum (Manila clam)
Lineage: Eukaryota; Metazoa; Mollusca; Bivalvia; Venerida; Veneridae
Product: exocyst complex component 1-like
Exons: 20
Coding region: 14-2098 (694 amino acids)
Biological process (GO): exocytosis; Golgi to plasma membrane transport
Cellular component (GO): plasma membrane; exocyst
Molecular function (GO): phosphatidylinositol-4,5-bisphosphate binding
Source: RefSeq, a predicted model, not a curated record